AUGUCGUAUCCUCCACCCGACAGCUAUAUCAGUGCUGAAAAAGGCAUGGAGUACUGGGAAUCCAUCAACUCCGACGUCGACGGAAUGCUUGGCGGCAUUCCAUCUCUCAUGCCAUCCAUUUCUCGCGUUGAUCUCCAGGGCUCACGCACCUUUCUUGCAAGAUUAGGCGUCGGUGUCAAGACUGGCAGACAAAGACUUCCUAGAGUCCUUGAAGGGGGAGCAGGGAUCGGUCGGAUAACAAAGGGACUUCUCCUAAGUGUAGCAGACCAAGUUGAUGUCGUUGAGCCCGUGGUUAAAUUCUCAGAUGAGCUGCGGGGAACUCCUGGCGUAGGAGAGAUUCACAAUGUUGGCUUGGAGAAAUGGCAACCUACCGAGGGAGCUGUGUACGACCUGAUUUGGAUUCAGUGGUGCAUAGGACAUUUGACCGACCAACAGGUGCUCGAGUUCUUGGAGACAUGCAAGACUGUGCUUGAGAAGGAUCAGGGUGUUAUUGUGCUCAAAGAGAAUCUGAGUACAUGGGGCGAAGAUCAGUUUGAUGAACUCGACAGCAGUGUCACAAGAGAAGAUGAGAAGUUCCAGAUGCUUUUCAAGAAGGCUGGGUUCAGACUUGUGAAAUCAGAUAUACAGCGUGGCUUCCCAGUCGUGAAGGACCUAAAUUUACUUCCUAUGAAGAUGUAUGCGAUACGGCCAGAGACUGGGUCAGAAGCAUAG
This is a messenger RNA of Fusarium sp. VM40, 711 nucleotides long. NCBI's taxonomy places the organism in Eukaryota, Fungi, Ascomycota, Sordariomycetes, Hypocreales, Nectriaceae. The record is from the annotation of a GenBank genome assembly.